AUCCACGGGCUCUUCUCUUGGUGUCGUGAUCGCGCUCACGUCACUUCUGACGUGACCGGCUCGCCUCCAUCAGUCCUCCACCGUAACUGCACGGAGCUCCAUCAUCAUCAUCAUCAUCGUCAGGACAGCAUCACGUGAUCCCGCCGCUACUUCAGCCGAGUAUGGAGACCUUCGGAGGGCACUGAGCAUCAGGAACCAUGCCCACUGUCCUGGCCAGUGGCAGGGGGAAACUUGCCUUUGGAUCUUUUCUGCACCGAUGUCCGUUUUCCUCUCAGGACAUGACUCAGUCCUGCAGGUCAUCCCAACAAACCUUAGGAGGGGACCAGGCUCAGCGACUCCUCUUCAACCCUACGGAUGGGAAACACCCGACAACCCAACAGAGGCAAGGUCAGGGGGAUGCUCUGUCGCGGAUGACCCGUCACCCCCGCGUGGCUCCCCACAAGUCGAUGCUUGUCGAUGACCUAAAACUGAGCAGUGAUGAGGACGACACCCAAAGGGGAAGACACGAAUCAGCUUCCUGGGAUGGACACAGUCUAUGUGUUGACCGACAUGGCAGGAGGGUGAGACAUUCCAGCUCUGGCUCCUCGCGAUCCGACUCCACCGUGAAGUCAGGCAGCGACAGCCUCCAUUCCCGCAGCUCAAGCCCAGCUGCCGCUUCACCCUCCGAGAGCAACAAGGAGACUGAUCCCCCACCUGUCGCCCAGUGGCAAUUGGAGAAGUGGUUGAAGAAAUCCCAGGAAAAAGCUGCAAGAAGUGAACAAUAUCCCACCAGGAGUAUUCCUGGACCCCCACCCUCACCACCUGGCCUUCGAGCCCCGUCUCCGGCAAGAUGCUGGGACAGCAAUCAGGAAUACAGCCCUAGCCAAAGCCCAAUUCCCAGCCCGCAGUUGAGCUACAGACACAGUAGCCCUCUAUCAAGCCCUGGUUACAGCUUCUGUCCCAGCCCGCUUCCCAGCACCUGUCCGAGUCCAAGCAAUACCACCAGUUACAGUCCCAUCCCGAGUCCGGCUUACAGUUCGUGCGAGAUUCCAAGAGCACAAUAUAGCCCUAUCCAGAGAGACCCCCCAGAAAGUCAUUUACGGGGAUGCCAUUAUACUGAGGUUCAAAGCCUUGCGACUAACCCAUAUCAGACAAAAAGUAGGCCAUGGACUGGUCCAUUGUCUAAUACCGCCACCAAAAGUAAGCACGCAAAUAGCACAGAACUUCACCCUCACCAGCAAAGGCCCAAGUCGAGGCCUACAGAAGACCACAGACAAAACAAAUCCAAAGCAGUUUUAAACUCUAGCGACAGUUGUGGGCGCAAAUGGAGACCUCAGAACAAUUUGCAUCCAGGCGCUAAGAGGCCAGCCAAACACACAUCAUCACAUGGUGAGCAGAUCCAGGGCGGCAGGCCCGGCCAUAGUUCCAACCACAGGACUUCAAGACUUCCAGUCCAGCACAAAACAAAACAUCAUCUUCCAACUGGCUGUGAAACCCACCCCGGUCAAGGUUCUUGUUCCCAGUCGAGCUCCAAAUCUGCCAGUAAUUAUCACCCGAGGUCCAGUACCGACCUGCGACCGAGAGCCAAGUCUUGGGAGGCCAAAGCCCCGAGUGCUGUGCAUGUUGAUCCUUCCAAAACAUCGCAGUCCAAGAAACGUGAAGUGGUACAACGAGAAGUUCCUCUGGCUGAAACUGAGGCGGGGAGACACAGACGGAAAGACGAUACGCGGCACAGGGAGUCACAAGCCGGCAAAGACAAGAGGCUGGCGCAGGAGCAGCUGCUGAGACGCUGCUGGAUCGAGAGUUCCGCAGAAUACGAGGAGGAAAAAGAGGGAGCAGGAGCCAUCGAGAGGCGAGGGAGGAGAACAAAGGAGAAACUACAAACACGCUCCAAAGAGAGACACCCACCAAGAACAACCGAACACCAGCGAGACCCUUCGCCUUCUUCUUCACCUACACCUCAAGCACGAUCUCCACCAUCCUCUACCUCUUCACAUUCGGAUUUGGAAUGCCAGACUCAAAUUGCCAAGGUCCCGGCAGACUCUACUUCACUCCGCAAGAGAGGCCAGCACGGCUCCGGUAGACCUGAUGCUUGCAAGUCCCAAGGAGCAGAUCAGGGGCAGCAGAGCGAGGCCAGGCAUCAACUCUACACUUUGGUCCCGUUUGGAAGAAGCGACCAGGCCACCGGACCUUCUCAACGUGGACUGAGGAACCUGGUGGUGCACAUAGACCUCUGUCUCCUCAGGAGGGUCCCGGACACUGCUCUUAAUCCCCUCGCCAAGGCCCCUUCUACUACUUCUUCAAAGGAAAGGCAGAGAGAGGCCAUGAAGCAUGUUUAUAUGCCAGAUGCUGUCUCCAAAGACAGCAAGCGGAAACGUAAGUUGGAAAAUGGUGUGCCCCACGAAGAAAGUAAGAGGAACCCGCCACAAACGAAAGACGUCACUGGACGCACACAAUCGACAUUUCAUCCAGCUGAGCAUGGACUUUUAACUGAAACCACACAUAAUGGAUAUUUAGAGGAAUACUUGGACGGUAAGAGGCCACUGUCUCCCUUGUCGCCGCUUUCUGACAGCCCAGAGUCCAGCGGCCCUUUAUCCAAAACCAAAAAUGGAGAUGUGCAUCAUGUGGCUCACACUCACAAGAACAGAGAGAAAAUCCAAAAUUCAGCACCAAAACCCAAGAUGGAGGUGGAAUGUGUAAAAGUGUCCAAGCAUCCUUCAUCGGAGUCCUGGGGCCCUGCAGGACACAUGACUGCUGUCCCUAACACAGAGACGCCUCACCAUGCAGAGUACUACUUACAUGAAGCCAAAAGGAUAAAGCACCGUGCCGAUGCAAUGGUGGAUAAGCUGGGGAAGGCUGUGAACUACGUCGACGCCGCUCUCUCAUUUAUGGAAUGCGGUAAAGCAAUGGAGGAAGGCCCACUGGAGGCUAAAUCCCCUUACACCAUGUACGCAGAGACGGUGGAGCUUAUAAGGUACGCCAUGAGGCUAAAGAGCCACGCCCGCCCUGGAGCACGACAAGAAGACAAACAGUUGGCAGUUCUCUGCUUUCGAUGUCUCGCCCUUCUUUAUUGGCAGAUGUUUCGUUUAAAAAAGGACCAUGCACUGAAAUACUCCAAAGUACUACUCGACUAUUUCAAGACUUCACCCAAGGCGACUUCAAUACCAUCCUGCUGGAACGACACUGGCAAUGCGUUUUCUAUCUUUCUGCUUAAACAGGGAUGUGGAAGGUUCUCCAUCUUCACACUUGCCCAAUGCCAAAAACAUCAAGAAGGCUUCACAAGUGGACAACCCCUCCUUAUCGCUCAUAAGCAUUCCUCAACGUAUCCACCAGAUGGCAGCAAACCACCUAAACAUCACCAACAGUGUCCUGUACAGCUAUGAGUACUGGGAGGUUGCAGACAACCUUGCAAAGGAGAGUAAAGAGUUCUUCAACUACUUGAAUACGUUGUCGGGGCCACUGACGCUUCACAGUAGCAUCGCUCACGCAGUCCAGUACACCAGGCAAGCUCUUCAGUGGAUACGCAUCAGUGCCAAACUUAACUAAUAAGGAGAACUUCCCACGAGAUCUGUGCUUUGUGGACUACACGUGGCAUCAAUGGAUUUGUCAUCUGGGUCUUCCAAAGUGCCAACCUGUGGAAAUGCGCCAUUUUUGGACUCAAUUUGCCUCUUUUUGGAUGAACUUAAAGACAUGUGCAUACUAAUGUGAAGCCCCGACUCAUUUGCCAAAUGUCCGAUUGUGACAAAAACGGGACUUGAUCACUGUAAUGUCUGCUUAUUGCUAUUUAAAGCCCUUUCAUACUUGAAACGGUAUGAAUGGUAUAGGUCAAAUACGGGGGGAAUAUCAUUCACCACCGCUUGUUUCUAAAUUAAAAGAUUUUAAUGUCUUUUUUUAGGUAUCUAAUAUUUUCAAUAAUAUUGGUUUUACUGUGCAAUAAUGUAUUGUUUUAGUAAAACACAGGAAAUGCAAUGACAACACAAUAUCGUGGCUCUCUUAUUGCUAAUAUUUGAAGUUGCUACUUAAAAGGUUAAAAAGAUCCUAACUGUUCACAGUUGCUGAUAUUGUUUUAAAAUAUAAUCCACAACUUGUGGGUAUUUAGUUUGUUAUUUUUUACAAAAAUGCUUAUUGGUUGUAGUUUUUAUUUUCUAAAUGGUAUUUAUUUUCAUUAAAAAUGUUAUUUUUCCCUUGAUUCCAAUAGCAAUAAUCAGGGAUAGAUAAAAUACAAGCCAUUAUUGUCCAUCCAUCCAUUUUCUACUGCUUGUCCUUUUAGUUUUAUUUUAUUGUAUUUAUUUUCAAUGGCAGUGAUGCGUUAUCUGUGAUAAAAACAAAUCCAAAUCUACAAACAAAGUUGCAAAUCUAGCUGAGACUGGCUCAUUCUCUAUUGCAGUGGUUCUUAACCUUGUUAGAGGUACCGAACCCCAUUAGUUUCAUACGCGCAUUCACCGAACCCUUCUUAGUGAAAAAUAAAAUGUUUUUUGUUUUUUUAAUUCAAGACAAAGUUAUGUGUUUUUGGUAACACUUUAGUAUGGAGAACAUAUUCUAAGUAACAAAGACUUAAUUUAGAGGUUUUUGGACACUAGGGGAACAUAUUCUAAGUAACAAAGACUUAAUUUGGAGUUAUUUGGUUAGGGUUAGGAUUAGAGGGUUGGGGUUAUAAUUAGGCCAUGCCGAAUAAGGCAUUAAUAAGUACUUAAUAAUGACUAGUUAUGUUACUAGUUUGCAUGUUAAUAUGUUACUAGUUUGCAUGUUAAUAAGCAACAAAUUAAUGGUUAAUAUGUCCCCCAUACUAAAGUGUUACCAUGUUUUUCUACUGGUGCACAAAAUGAACCGUGCAUGAACAUCACCUUGUUCAAAAUAUAAAACCGACACUAAACUCACACUAGACUGCAUAAACUCACAACAAAAUACA
Molecule: messenger RNA, 4888 nt
Organism: Nerophis ophidion (straightnose pipefish)
Lineage: Eukaryota; Metazoa; Chordata; Actinopteri; Syngnathiformes; Syngnathidae
Gene: aff3
Product: AF4/FMR2 family, member 3
Exons: 18
Coding region: 198-3362 (1054 amino acids)
Biological process (GO): regulation of gene expression
Cellular component (GO): super elongation complex; nucleus
Source: RefSeq, a predicted model, not a curated record